Colletotrichum spaethianum is the source of this 705-nucleotide messenger RNA. RefSeq lists its product as uncharacterized. Bases 1 to 705 code for a protein of 234 amino acids. The transcript has 3 exons. NCBI's taxonomy places the organism in Eukaryota, Fungi, Ascomycota, Sordariomycetes, Glomerellales, Glomerellaceae. The record is from RefSeq and is a predicted model, not a curated record. Gene Ontology annotation, molecular function: nucleotidase activity. Gene Ontology annotation, biological process: nucleotide catabolic process; pyrimidine nucleobase metabolic process.
AUGAUCAAGCGCUCACGUUGCCACAGUGAUAUUGACAACUGUCUCUACUCAAGAAGUCACAAGAUUCAUGACUUGAUGGCCAAGCUCAUCGACCAGUAUUUCGUGACGCACCUCUCCUUGUCCGAAGAAGAAGCCUCAAGGUUGACCAGAGAAUACUACAAAACCUAUGGCCUCGCCAUCGAAGGACUUGUUCGCCAUCAUCAAAUAGACCCACUGGACUAUAAUGCCAAGGUGGACGAUGCUUUGCCUCUAGAAGAUAUAUUGAAACCUGACGCUGAGCUCCGUCAGCUUCUGGAAGACAUUGAUAGAAGCAAAGUCAAAACCUGGCUGUUUACGAACGCGUACGUCAAUCAUGGAAAGCGUGUUGUGAAACUGCUGGGCAUUGACGACCUCUUUGAGGGUCUCACAUAUUGUAACUAUGCCCAAUUCCCUUUCGUGUGCAAGCCGGCGAAGGAGAUGUUUCACAAGGCCAUGAAAGAGGCGGAUGUUGAACGGGCUGAAGAUUGCUUCUUCGUGGAUGACUCAUAUGACAACUGCAAGAGUGCAUCAGAGCUUGGCUGGACAGCAGCACACCUCGUGGAGAAAGGGCUGCCAACCCCCGAGGCCAAAGCAUCCCAGUUCCAGGUCUGUCAUCUCCGAGAGCUGCGCGACAUCUACCCACAGUUCUUCAAAUCAACCAACACCAAUACCAUGUCCAAGAAGUAA